Messenger RNA from Thlaspi arvense, 1308 nucleotides. The record is from the annotation of a GenBank genome assembly. Lineage: Eukaryota; Viridiplantae; Streptophyta; Magnoliopsida; Brassicales; Brassicaceae.
AUGUAUCAAUUCUUCUUCUUCUUUCUUACCAUCUUUCACAGUUAUUACUAUGUCUCUGCUCAGCCUCCUCCUCCGUUCAGAAACGGCGAACUCGUCGCGAAUUUCGAGCCGAGUUUAGCCGUCGUCACCGGAGUUCUCGCCAUCAUGUUCACACUCACUUUCGUCCUCCUCGUCUACGCCAAGUGUUGCCACAUCGAUCUCCGGUCAGGUACCGUCGACGGAAGAAGGCAAGAUCGCCGGCUCCGGCAAGGCAUAUUCUUCAACCGGUCAAGUAACUCGUCGGAUCGAUUCUCCGGUUUAGACAAAACAUCAAUCGAGUCUCUUCCUCUGUUUAGGUUCUCCGCAUUGAAAGGAUUAAAGCAAGGGCUUGAGUGUUCUGUUUGUCUAUCUAAAUUCGAAAGUGUCGAGAUUCUAAGAUUGUUGCCUAAGUGUCGUCACGCUUUCCACAUCGGAUGCAUCGAUCAGUGGCUUGAGCAGCACGCAACGUGCCCUCUCUGCAGAGACAGAGUCUCAGCCGCCGAAGAUGAAUCCCCUGUUUACGGAAACAGUUUCCGGUUCUUGAAUCAGUCUGAGAUAAGAGAAGAUUCAAGCUUGGAGCUUUACAUCGAGAGAGAAGAGGAAGAAGAAGAAAGAAGAAGACAGAGAGAGGAAAUAGGUGGGUCGUCGAGAUUCAGCAUCGGAGGUAGUUUCCGGAAGAUUCUGAAAUUAGGUAAUAAAGAGAAACCGUUACUUGAACAGCACGGAGUCGAUAAAGAAGAGAAGAAGCUGAUGCAUAAGUUCAAUCACAGGAUCGUUGUGUCGGAUGUUGUGUUUAAGAAUCGUUGGAGCAACGUGAGUUCGUCGGAUUUGAUGUUUUUGAAUUCAGAGAUGGUUAGCUCGAUUUCUAGCGAGAGAUUCUCGUCGAUGGAUAGAGUUAAGAGAGGGGAUGAAGAGGAUCAAAUAGGUAUCUUGCGGAUCAAGGAAGAGAUGGAAGCGAAGAGAAUGUUGGAGAACAAGUUGACUUCGAUGAAAACCAUGUUGUUGUCGGAAGACAGAGACUCUGGUUCGAAAUCUAGAAGCGUUAUGAUCGAGCCAGGAAGAAGAUCGGUCUCAGAGAUCACUGCGGUUCCUAGACUUAGUAUUACGGUCCAUGGAGAUUGCAGCGGUUCAACCGCAGCGACUGCGUCUGCUUUAGAAAACGGAGGAAAUGAGACGGAGGAGAGAAGACGGCGUUUGUGGCUGCCGAUCGCUAGAAAAACAGCUCAGUGGUUUGCUAACAGAGAAAAAAGAAUCCAAAUUAACACAACUCACCAACACUUUGAUGUCUAG